Recurvomyces mirabilis is the source of this 1185-nucleotide messenger RNA. RefSeq lists its product as uncharacterized. Gene Ontology annotation, molecular function: oxidoreductase activity. The record is from RefSeq and is a predicted model, not a curated record. Lineage: Eukaryota; Fungi; Ascomycota; Dothideomycetes; Mycosphaerellales; Teratosphaeriaceae. The transcript is spliced from 5 exons. Bases 1 to 1185 code for a protein of 394 amino acids.
AUGUCUCCUUCAGCGCUCACACCUCACCCGGGCUUCGACGUGCAGGAGUUCACCAAGGACACCAAGGAGCAAUUCAAUUUUGGAGCAGCAAUCACUGGCCUUAACAUCAACACCAUUUCCGAUGCGGACGUGCAGCAUCUCAAAGAUGCGAUUUGGACUCACAAGGUCGUCAUCGUCAAGGGUCAGAAAGACCUUGCGCCUAAGAAGCAGUGGGAACUUGUAAAGAAAUUCGACCCAGAGGCUCCGCACGUCCAUAGUCAUGGCGAUAUCAAGACCUUCCAGGCAAAGGGCGGUAUGCUCUCAAAGAAGCGUGAAGUAGUGGGCAUUCCAGGCGCCGAGAACGUUCGCCUGAUCGGUAAAGGAUACCAAGGAGCGGAUUCCUAUGGCAUCAAGGACAUGACUGUCACUGGCCUCUCGCACGACUUUCACGCUAAGGAUCUGCCGGAUGACGAGUUUCAGGCUGGCCACACUCGCUUCCAGAGAUGGCAUAUUGAUGCUCCGUUAUACGAUCGAGAACCUGCAUGGUUCACCACACUCCGCUGUGUGAAGAAACCUAGCGGGGACGAUGUCACUGUUGCUUGGGACGACGGUACAGCGUAUAGCAUGCAAUGUCCUCCCGGCCUGACAGCUUUCUUCAGUACAAGCCAGCUGUAUAGCAUGCUCACCCCAGAAGAGCAGCAGAUUGCUGACCACAGUUGGGCUGAGUACUGGCCGCAUCCAUACAUGGCCAUCGAGCACUGCAAAGGUAAUGCGAAUGGUUUGGGGCUUGUCAACCAAGGCAAAGAGCACACACUCGAGGAGCUCGGCGAGUACAAUGAGAGCAAGAUCAAGAGAUACCCUCUAGUUUGGGUCAAUCCAGUCACUGGCGAAAAGGCCUUCCAGGUACACGGAAUAACAGUCCGCAAGCUCUUCCUUCGAUCCAGUCAAGACCAAGUACCGCGAGUCCUGGAGGAUCUCGCAGAGAUUCGAAAAUUCAUUUCAGACAUUCAGCUGCGUGUCCUCAAACCACAAUACAUCUGCAUGCCACGAGUAGAGGAGGGCGAUAUAGUGAUGUGGGACAAUUAUGGAGUCUUCCACACGGCCAUAGACUAUCCACUUGAGGGCCAUGGCCCAAGGACGAUGCAUCAGGCGAAUAUUGGUGCGAGUAGAGGGCCUGUUGGCCCACAUCCCAUUCCUGUAGCUUAG